AUGAAGGACCUCACGCCCUCACAAAAGGCCAAGCUCCACGAGGUCGCCGACGGCAUGCUCAAAGUCUACCAGACGCUCGUGCGCAUGCGCUACCUCGACGCCUCGCUGAUCCAAGAGGGCCCGCACAACGUCGACCACCUGCUGCCGCUGUACCGGUCCCUCGGCCUGGACCCCUCCAUCAUCUACCUGUACAGCAUCCUGCCGUACGUGAAGCCCGGAGACGGCGGCGGCGGCGGCGACUUCUUCCAGGGCGGCGAGUUUGCCGACUUUCGUGACGAGGAGGACUUGCGGCAGGCCCGGGACCCGUUCUACAGCGAUGCGGCCGAGGAUGCGAUGCGGCCGUGGAUGACGCCCCUGUCUAAUAUUGGGAACCACCGCACGGCGCUGAUUUACGAUGCUCGAAAGCAUUGUAUUGGCAUAUUCGAUCAGUUGAACAGCGGGAGCGGUGACCAUAACCUGUAUGAGGGGUGCAUUAUGAGAAGGGGGGGUGAGGCAGAUGAGGACGUGGGGGACCAGCAGGAGGGUCACGGAGUGGGUAGUGAAGGGAGCGCGGGGGGCGAACCGGACGAGACUGAUGAGGAAGAGGACGGCAUACACAGUGACGAGGAGGACGGGCAGGAUGAUGACGAUGAAGAGGAAGAGGAGGCAGAGGAUGAGCAAGAUGAUGAAGACGAUGACAGUGAUGACGAUGAAGACGACGACGACGACGACGACGACGACGACGACGAUGAGUGCUGGCUCGACGAGAUGGACUGCCGCCCAGCUCCCAACGUCCUCCGCGACAUGGUCCUCUGGUUCGAAAGCCUCACCGAGCUACCCGGCGGCGGCGAGCAAUCCGGUCCCGAAUGGAGCGCCGAUAUCAUCAAGCCCCUCUACAUCAAGCACGGCUGGCCGCACGCCCACUUCAACGGCGACGCCUUCCUCGUCGACCAAGCCCGCGCGCAAGCCGUCCUCGACGCCAGGGACGCGGCCGAAGAACCCCAGCGCAAGGUAGACCGCCUGCACCCGGACAAGGGCACCACCCAAAACGCAGACGACGAUGGCAGCAACAGCCCCCUUAUCCAGCGAGGGCGGGAGCGGCUCGCCGCCGCGACGACGCCGGACGAGGAGUGGGCCGCGCGGUGGGAGCUCUGGCGCGCCGAGUGCGGGCACAAGCGCAGGCUGCGCGCGUUUCGUGAGGCGGAGGCGGACCUGCAGCGUGAGUGCCCCGACGGAGUGUGCGUGAAGCCCGGGGAGAUGGUGCUGUGGGAGUUGAGGCAGCUGCGCGAGGAGCUGCUGAGCGCGGAGCGCGCCCUGAAGCGCUGCCGGCAGGAGAUCAACGACGCCGGCGAGACCGACGACGAUGCCCGGCGGAGCCUGCAGAUCCAACUGCGGCAGGCGGAGCGCAGGGCCGAGACGUAUCGGCGGGCGUACGAGGCGUGCGAGGCCGACGCCAAGAGAGACUGUCCCGGCAAGGCGCCGCUGCCCCUGGGCCGUGGCGUGGAGACGACGGGCUUAGAUCUCGACGGGAGACGAAAGGACCUCACCGGCCAGGUAGAAGGGCUAGAGGAGGACAUUGGGCUGAUACGGGAGUGGAUAGAGGGCCUUCCCGAGGGGGAUGGCGUGCAGACGGCCAGGGAACUGGCGGGGGCUCAGCUGGAGCAGUCGGAGGAGCAACUGGAAAGCACCAAGUGGCAGCUGGGAUGCGUGAUGAAGGACUUGGAGGGACUGUGA
Messenger RNA from Purpureocillium lilacinum, 1713 nucleotides. RefSeq lists its product as uncharacterized. The record is from RefSeq and is a predicted model, not a curated record. NCBI's taxonomy places the organism in Eukaryota, Fungi, Ascomycota, Sordariomycetes, Hypocreales, Ophiocordycipitaceae.